Cyclopterus lumpus (lumpfish) is the source of this 4790-nucleotide messenger RNA. It is a transcript of the gene bicd1a, whose product is annotated as bicaudal D homolog 1a. Gene Ontology annotation, cellular component: cytosol; Golgi apparatus. Gene Ontology annotation, biological process: positive regulation of receptor-mediated endocytosis; protein localization to organelle; regulation of microtubule cytoskeleton organization. The coding region runs from base 39 to 2666 and encodes 875 amino acids. Gene Ontology annotation, molecular function: dynein intermediate chain binding; dynactin binding; dynein complex binding. The transcript is spliced from 10 exons. Lineage: Eukaryota; Metazoa; Chordata; Actinopteri; Perciformes; Cyclopteridae. The record is from RefSeq and is a predicted model, not a curated record.
AGAGAGAGAGAGAGAGAGAGGAGAGAGAGAGAGGGGCGAUGGCCACCGAUGCAGAGUGCGGGGAAUCGAUGGAUCCGUACCGGGCCGAGUUGGAGCGGCUCACCCAGGAACUGGCCGAGGCGAACCGGGAGAAGAUCCGGGCUGCGGAGUGUGGGCUGGUGGUCCUGGAGGAGAACCAGGCGCUGAAGCAGCGGUACGCAGACCUGGAGCUCGACCAAGACACUCUCAGAAAGGAGUUGGCGCAAAUGCAGGAGGCGUUUGGCCAAGCUUACAGCAACCAGCGUAAGGUGGCAGAGGAUGGGGAGACCAACGAGGAGACGUUGCUGCAGGAGUCGGCCUUGAAGGAGGCCUACUACAUGGGGCGCAUCUUGGUGCUGCAGACGGAGGUGACACGAAGCCGCUGUGUGGCGUCCAACGCCCAGGCCGAGAACGAGAGGCUCAACACACUCACGCAGGACCUACGAGAGAGUAAUGAGAUGCUGGAGCUACAGAGGAGCCGGAUGAGGGAAGAGGUCAAGGAGUACAAGUUCAGAGAGACCAGACUGCUUCAGGAUUACACAGAGCUGGAGGAGGAGAACAUCACGCUGCAGAAACUGGUGUCUACGCUCAAGCAGAGCCAGGUGGAGUAUGAGGGACUGAAACAUGAAAUCAAAGUACUAGAGGAGGAGACGGUUCUGCUCAACAGCCAGCUGGAAGACGCAUUACGACUGAAGGACAUUUCUGAGGGUCAGCUGGAGGAGGCCUUGGAUGCCCUCAAGAGUGAGCGCGAGCAGAAGAACAAUCUGAGAAAGGAACUGGCCCACCACAUCAGCCUGAGUGACAGUGUCUACGGCGCAGGGGCCCAUCUGGCGCUCACUGUCACUGCCGUUGAGGGCAUCAAGUUCCCCGAGGACACCAACGGGACCAACGGCAGCGCCAUCCCUGCUGCCAACGGCAACAAUGACGACAGCAAUCGCCGCAACGGCCACGUUCAAACUGGCACCGGAUUGGCUAAGAUGAACGGGGACUACCGACCGGGCCGGAAAGGAGAAGGCCUGCACCCCGUGCCAGACCUGUUCAGUGAGCUCAACCUGUCGGAGAUGCAGAAGCUCAAACAGCAGCUGCUGCAGGUGGAGCGCGAGAAGUCGUCACUGCUCAUGAACCUGGAGGAGUCCCAAACCCAGCUGCAGCACACGCAGGGCGCCCUGACCGAGCAGAACGAGCGGGUCCAUCGCCUCACGGAGCGCGUCAGCGGCAUGAAAUGUCUCAACGGGGACAAAGAGCUCGAUGACCCGCAGGAGAGUGAGAAACCGGAUGGCGGCUCCUUCUCACCACCAGCCAACGGUCACCGGGAUCCCGAUAUCCACGGCUUCGAGAUCCUGGAGUGCAAGUACAAGGUGGCAGUGACGGAGGUGAUCGACCUGAAAGCAGAGCUCAAGGCCCUGAAGGAGAAGUACAACCAGGCUGUGGAGGGGCAGGGGGACAGCCACGGUGACGACAGGGUCCCGGCACUAAGUGACCAGGUGACUCACCUGGAGCGUAGCUAUCGUGAGAGCAGGGAGAGGGUGGCGAGCCUGGAGGCAGAGCUGCGAGCUGCCGCGGGCACAGCCACAGAGAGCCAGGGCAUGCUGAAUGCAGCACAGGAUGAGCUGGUAACCUUCAGCGAGGAGCUGGCGCAGCUCUACCACCACGUCUGUCUGUGCAACAAUGAGACACCCAACCGCGUCAUGCUGGACUACUACCGCCAGAGCCGCGUCACACGCGGUGGCAGCCUGAAGGGCUCCGACGACCACCGGGCUUUGCUCUCGCCUCGCCUGGCCCGGCGCCUCGCUGCAGCAUCCGCAGCCUGCUCCUCCGAGCACCCGCGCAGUCCCAUGGACUCCCCGUCCAGGGACGCCCGUCACAAUGAGACAACGACCGGCACAGUGGACUCCUGUCAUAGCAGCCCCACCCGCAACCCCACGGGCUCCCCAGUCAUCAGCGUCUCUCCUUGCCCGUCUCCGGUGCCCUCGGAGGCCAGUGGAGACCUGCGGAAGGAGCCCAUGAAUAUCUACAACCUGAACGCCAUCAUCAGAGACCAGAUCAAACACCUCCAGAGGGCUGUGGACCGCUCGCUGCAGCUGUCCAGGCAGAGGGCCGCAGCUAGGGAGCUGGCGCCUAUGCUUGACAAGGACAAGGAGUUGUGCCUGGAGGAGAUCCUCAAACUGAAGUCCCUGCUCAGUACCAAGAGAGAGCAGAUAGCCACGCUCAGGCUUGUGCUGAAGGCCAAUAAACAGACAGCAGAGGGUGCACUGGCAAAUUUGAAGAGCAAGUACGAGAAUGAAAAAACGAUGGUGACAGAGACCAUGAUGAAGCUGAGGAACGAGCUGAAGGCUCUGAAAGAAGAUGCCGCCACCUUCUCGUCUCUCAGGGCCAUGUUUGCCACAAGAUGUGAUGAGUACGUUACUCAGCUGGAUGAGAUGCAGAGGCAGCUGGCGGCAGCAGAGGAUGAGAAGAAGACGUUGAACUCCCUCCUCCGUAUGGCCAUCCAGCAGAAACUGGCCUUGACCCAACGGCUGGAGGAUCUGGAGUUUGACCACGAGGAGACUUACCGGGGCCGCGGCGCUAAAGUGCCCAGGAUUAGAAGCAACCCGCCCAAAAUUGUCAGCAGCCUGCUGCCUCAGUACCGUCACUCUCCCUACAACUAAGGCGAGGGAGAGCCUCCCGAGCCCGCAGUCCUAAAUUGUUGGCAGACCUCCAGGAACACGGUACAGUCCUGUCCAGUAGCAGUAGCCUUCUCUCCCCUUGCGACCCUCGUAACUAUCUGGCCCAGCAACCGCAGCCCCCCGGCACCUAACCUCGCUGCUGCGGUCUGGAAAGAGUCACGCAGAGACAGAGACACUCUGGAUGGGGGUUCCCUCAUUAAACCCCCCCCCCCAACCUAGCGUCCCACCUGGUGCUUACCCCCCCUCCCCCUCCUCCUUAGCGCUACAUGGUCCGGCCCUCAGCAGGAGGCCUCCUGGUUACCUGGGUCGCAGACGAAGAGCGGGACACUCUCCUCUCCCCUAUAUGACAUCAUGUCCUGGAAAGGACUGAAUUGAAGCGACAAAUCACGGGGGAAUAUUUUUCCUUUACUCGUAUUCAUAUUUAUUUAUAAUUGAUUUCGCUUCAUGGAUUAUUUAUUUACAUAUUGAUUUGUGUCACGUUUCUGGGAUAUUUAUAACUGGAAUGUUUAGUUUUUUCUGUGUUUGUUGGUCAUUCUUCAAUGUGAAAAUCGAGACGUGUUUUACUGCUGUGGUGAGGACUUCAGUGAUCACAGACAAUGUACCACAUUCCCUACUGUACAUAACCGGUACUCCUGGACAAAGGAAAACCAAAGCAUCCACUAGCAGAACUGUAAAGGUUAUUUCUGCUCUACUGAACGGGUUUAAAACUUGCCUCACCAUCCAUUUAAAAUAUUAGAUAGGGUCAGUAUAAUUAUCAAAACAUAGGUAUGCCACCUUUACAUACAGUAAGAGUUCGGUUUGACAUUUCAAACUAAUGAAGGUAAACAUGUUUCUUGUGGUGAUGAUUGGUGGAUUUCCACUACCUUUCUUACGUCGCUAGUCUUUCUUAAGUUGGUUGUUUUUUUUAUACUGAGAUGUUUUUGCAUGUGGAUACAGAAAAGACUAUUUUAUACCUCCUAUUAUUUGUAUUUACUUUUGCAGCAAACUCUAGUGACAUGGUUGUGUCUGUUACGUAGCUCAGAGACUGAGUGUUUGAGAUCAGGACUAGGGCUGUUGGCCUGGGUUUUUGCCUUUUUGAAUUGCACAGGUUUAAGUGAGUGAACUGACCUCUAUCUUUUUGACAUUAGUUAAGUUCCCCCGAAGGUGUGUCACAGUUACCGUCACUGUCAUGUCAACACUGUAUUCUCCCCAUAAAGUGUUGGCUCUUUCACUUUAUUGGCCACAACCCCAGGGAGCUGCUGUCAUCACCCCUAGCUCCUCCAGUUGAGAGUGACAUAAAUUAAAUGUUCAGCACCCAGAGCUACACUUGUCGGUCAUCUUAGCUUCUCCAUGCUCAGCUGUCCCUACAUGCCUCCUUCACACACUAUGCAGUUCAGUCCAAGCACAAUUAUGCUCUAUGCAUUAUAGAUUAGUUCCGGUCGUAGACUGAUCUGAUUCUGAUUUACUCAAUCUUUCAACCAUUUCUACCAAUAUAAACUAACCAGCAGGCUCACAAGAAACAUAAGACAGCAAGUGUGUGGACAUAAUCAAGAUUGUUGCAUUUUGAAACACUGUUUCGAUCACAGAGGAAUUGGGCAAAGUCUGACUGAGAUGGAUGUAAUGUGUGAAGUUUGCUACAUAAUUAAAGUCCCAUUUCUCAGUCUUUAUUCCCUCAUAUUAAUGUCUGUAAAUGUGAAUGUUCUCCUCACUGCACUGAAUACAUAUUUUUGCCAGAUGGAUGUGAAACUGAUAAACUGAAACUACAUAGCCAGUAUAGCGUUGGAAUGACAGAUAAAAGCCUUUCUGUUACAUCAACAAUGAAUGAGUGGGCUCUUUUUGUUCUCUGUGUAUACAUUUGUUGGAUCUGUCUUUGUUAACAUUGUGUUACUUUUGCAACUACCGAGUGAUGUAAAUAUGUUUGGUUCAAAAGUAGCUUAUGAGUCAACGCAGGCUCAUUGGUGACCUAAUUCUUGGUUUGUUUGCACAAUAUAGCAGUGGAUGGAGAGAGACUAAUCCAGUGAAAGGAAAAAAGGAACAAUAGCUGUACUACAGUGGGUUAAACAUUCAAAACAGUGUGUAAUUGGUUACACAAGAAAAUAAAAGACCUGUCCUUGGAUUUGUAUGCGC